AUGAACUGCUUGUCGCAGUUUUCCUCAUACACAGCGGCCAUUUUCAGAACGACAGGUCGGUCCGCCGGGACGAGUGCUCUGUGCGGACCUUCUUCGUGGAAGAGAAGAUUUGACCUUUGUACUAAUAGUAAGUUAAUCAACUUAGAAUCAGUGCUAACGAGGUUCCAUAUUCAGCUCUAUUCGUCUCGAAGCAAAGGCAGCAGCAGCAGCAAAACGACGUCGCCCCGAUCGCGGAAGAAGUCGAAUCCCGAACCGGCUAUGGAACCGGACAAAGACUCCUUCUAUGUAGUGCGCAAAGGAGACGUCAUCGGUGUUUAUAAGAGUUUCAGUGAUUGUCAGGCUCAGCUCGGUUCUUCGAUAUGUGAUCCUCCUGUUAGCGUGUACAAAGGGGAGUCUAUGCCCAAGAAUACUGAAGAAUAUCUUGUUUCUCGUGGACUUAAGAAUGCCAUUUACACUAUAAGAGCUGAAGAUGUGAAAGAUGAUCUUUUUGGCAAGCUUGUGCGGUGCCCAGUUGAAGACCCGUGUUCAAAGGGUGAAACAUCUGUUAACGAUGCAUCCAAAAAGAGACCCCGUCAACUGUGUGGAACAGAAACUGAGGAAGAAUUUGGUUCAACUUUCAUAUCAGACAAUCUGUCGAGAAAGCAUGCCAAGAUAGAUCAUUCUGCUGUGCUCGAAUCACCCCCCUUGAACCGUGGUUCCUGUAUUCUUAUGUUUGAUGGUGCAUCAAAAGGAAACCCUGGACUAGCUGGUGCCGGAGCUGUGUUGCGAGCAGAUGAUGGAAGCUUGAUCUGUAAAGUACGUGAAGGUCUGGGCAUUGCAACCAAUAAUGUUGCCGAGUACCGCGCUGUCAUUUUAGGAUUAAAAUGUGCUCUUAGAAAAGGUUUUAGUAAGAUUGUUGUUCAAGGUGACUCCAAACUCGUCUGUAUGCAGGUUCAGGGAUUAUGGAAGGUGAAAAACCAGAACAUGUCUGAUUUGUAUGAAGAGGUGAAGAAAUUGAAGGAUAAAUUUCUCUCCUUCAAGAUCAGUCAUGUCCUCAGGGGACGAAACUCUGAGGCAGAUGCUCAAGCAAACUUGGCAAUCACUCUUGCUGAUGGUCAAGUCCAGGAGGUGUAUGGAAAGUAG
Prunus armeniaca (apricot) is the source of this 1122-nucleotide messenger RNA. The record is from the annotation of a GenBank genome assembly. Lineage: Eukaryota; Viridiplantae; Streptophyta; Magnoliopsida; Rosales; Rosaceae.